Messenger RNA from Trichoderma atroviride IMI 206040, 2737 nucleotides. RefSeq lists its product as uncharacterized. Gene Ontology annotation, biological process: transmembrane transport. Gene Ontology annotation, cellular component: membrane. The record is from RefSeq and is a predicted model, not a curated record. NCBI's taxonomy places the organism in Eukaryota, Fungi, Ascomycota, Sordariomycetes, Hypocreales, Hypocreaceae. Gene Ontology annotation, molecular function: transmembrane transporter activity.
CGCAUCCCCCUGUUGUGAUCGGUCUGAAAUGCCCUUCUACUACAAGAACAGCUCUAUAACCGCAAAUCUACAAUAACUGUACCUGGUCCGCAGCCAUGGAUGUCGAUGAGCGAUCACGCCUGCUCCCUGACCAGCCCGACCAAGGCCCGGAAAAUGUACCCGCAACGACCUCACGCUCCGAAACCAGCACGGCGUUUCCACGUCGCCAUCUGGUGUAUUGCAUCCUCAUCUCCAUCAUCUCGUUCUUGGUCGUGUCAAGCUCCUUUUUGCAGGUGAUUCCGCUGUUCGACCUGCUCAUGCGCAAUGUCUGCCACCGCCUGCAUCCAGAGUAUGAGCCGGGCAGCCCUGAAUGCUUCCUCGAUACAGAGGUCGGCGCAGAAUUGAUGCUGGUGACACGAUUGAGCUACGUGCUUACUAUUCUACCGGGCAUCUUGACUGCUGUUCCGUAUGGAUUCUUGACGGACCAUUAUGGGCGAAAGUUUGGGCUGUUCUUGUCCAUCGUGGGCCUGGUCUUGGCGCAAGCGUUCAAUAUCAUCGUUUGCCUUUGGCCCAAUGUUUUCCACUACCGACUGGCAUUGAUAUCGCCGUUAUUCCUGUUUAUUGGAGGCGGGUCUGUCGUCCUCUCAUCGAUACUCUUCUCGAUGUUGUCAGAUAUUGCGCCUAGUGCUCAUCGUACUACAACCUUUUUCGGCAUCGGUGUUUCAUGGCUAGCUGCCGAGUUGUUCAUCUUCCCCUUGGCUACAAAGUUAAUGCACACGAGUAUCUGGAUUCCCGUCUUCGUCGGAAUCAGUCUCUACAUCCCGACUAUUGCCAUUGCGUUGUUUCUCCCAGAGACUCUCCAUAUGAAGGCGUUGCUCGAUGACGUGGCGCCGGAUCUGGCUGAGGCUGCUCUCGCCAACCAGGAAGAGCGUGAUGAGAAUGACAACAGGCCCUGGUGGACUCGUUGGCGACGCUCGUUUACAGAGGGCUUGCCUAGAUUUCGAGAGGCUACUGUCUCUGUUUUCUGGGGCAAUCAGCAGGUCACGUUGUUGUUGCUGACCCUUCUUAUCACGUCGGUAGGAAAGGGCGCGGAAAUUAUGCUCCUCCAAUUUGUGAAUUGGCGAUUUGGAUGGGAUUGGUUAAAGACGGCAAAUUUGGUAACUGUCAAGGCUGCUAUUAGUGUCGCCUUGCUCUUACUUCUCCUCCCAGCGGCCAACUACUUUCUCACGAUCAAGAGGGAGAUACUGCCGAAGAAGAGGGAUCUUCUUUUUGCACGAAUCAGUUGCAUUUUGCUGGCUGUGGGCAGUCUCGUCGUUGGUCUCGCUCCGACGAGCAGCCUGAUGCUGGUUGGUCUCAUUUUCUUGUGCUUCGGGUUCCCAUUUGGCCUUAUUCUCCGUGGUCUGCUUUCCGAGCUGGUCGACGGGCAGCACUACGGUCUACUCUUCGGUUCUGUUGCCCUGAUGGAGAAUCUGGGCGGUGCUCUUGGCAGGCCGUUGAUGGAGCUUUGUUUCAAAAGAGGUGCCAACUUUGGUGGAGUGUGGACGGGUCUGCCAUUCUUGGUAGCUACUCUCUUUUUUGUUCUUGCGGCGAUACUUUUGCGGUAUGUCCGUGUGAUGUAGUGCGCUAUGUUAGCAGGACAUCUUGGGAUAGUAAAGUAGGCCAUCAAGAUGGCGAGAUAGACUCUCAUCUCCAACACAAAUAUAAAUUUAGAGGGCAGAAUAGAGAUGCCCUUUAUAUAUCUUAUUCAAUGCCGAUUAGAUUCAUCUUGUCAAGGCCCUUCUUCUAUGUGUAUCCUUUGUUUAGCUGAUCUGCAAGAAACUUCAUAAUGGGAAACAUUUCCUCCCUUUCUCUUGGCAUGGCCACCUCUUUUCUCCUCCAGUUGACUACCCUCACUUCUUUAAACUCUCUUUUGACCGCAUCCGCCUGAUCUUCAUCCAGCUGACACACCAGCACCGGCGUACUGCUCUUUUCACGACUGCUCAACGAGGGGACCAUGGACGAUGGCAGCGGACCGCCAAUCGAAACGACGCCCUUACACGUCUUUCCGAGUUUCUGCUUCGUGACAUCGUCGCCGUCUGAAAUGUCAAUUAUGCGCUCGACAGUUCGCAGCCGAGAUGCCAGCCCCAGAGCCAAAGAUCCGCCCUGUCCGAACCCAAAGAAGAGAAUGUCGUUCAUUUCCCAUCCGCACUUGUCAAUCAGCGUUCCCUUGACCAGCUUCUCCAUGACCAGCCUCGACGCCUUGUCGAAGCCUGGAUCAGCGUCGAUGUCGCCCGUGUUGGUGUCCAUGCUCAGGUCAUCGCCCCAGUGAAAGUUGUGGCCCGCGGCGGCGUCGGGAAGAAAGGCCGCUGGGAGAGGAGACGUGCCGCGGACGGAUAUGGCGAGGACGCCUGGCAGAGAGACGUUGCGGGCGAAGGUGGCAAAGGGGACUUCGUGGUCGCCGAGACCGUGGAAGAGGAUGAGGAUGGAGGUUGUUGACUCGGGCGGGUUUGGGAAAUGGAGUUUGUGGGGGAGAGUGGAAGAGAGGGGGGAGAAGUCUGCUUCAGUGGGUAUUCUUGGAGGCAUGGCGAGUUUUUAUUGACGAAGAAAUGGAGUGAAUGAGGUUGGCUGCUGAUGUGCCGCUUUUAUGAUGAUGAUGAUGAAGCUGUCAUGAGUGACGUCUCAGAUGGCGAUGAAACCAGACUGGAGUGCUAAUUAUUGAUUGAAAUAAUCCAAGUGUAAUUGUGGAUAAUAAUAACGAGCCAAGUAUUUUGAAAAUGAU